GAUUGCCGAAUUCAGCGCUUGAAUUGGCAUAAUAUCGCCAUUCAAAGCGAGUUGUUAUUGGAGAAUCAAAUUGCUUUGGAUGGAAACUGUUUCUGUCAACUCGGGCAAUGCUCUGGGUCAACACAGGUUCUUCUUUGCAGCAGUUGUUUCUGGCAUCCUUGCUGCACUUGCCUCUGUGCUUGCUAAGCUUGCAUCAAACACUUCUCCCGUAACAGGCGGUAUUGUUUAUGAAACCAUCUGCCAUGCAUUGCUGCCAUCAUACUCUUCCGACUCUACUUUAAAUCCUUGCAAGAGCAAUCUACCAGGCGACUCGCUGGAAUUCUAUUACCAGGUGACAACACUGGUUCGAUUGGCAUUUGUAGGAUGUGUAGUUUUGGCUAAUGCUGCAAUGUGGAAAUCAUUUACAAGAGCACUUAGUCAAGCAAAUGCUUCUGUUCAUGUUACUAUGCUCAAUAAUGCUGCAAACAUGAUAGUUACUGGAAUCUGUGGGUUGCUUAUUUUUCGUGAACCAGUCACGCUUAGAUGGUGGGCUGGUGCUGCACUGAUCGUACUUGGUUCUAUUCUAAUGAGUCAAGAUUCAGACAAAAAGGAUGAAAUUCAAAAAAAUAAAUAAAUAUCUCAAGUCGAUCUUGUAACUCG
Messenger RNA from Batrachochytrium dendrobatidis JAM81, 639 nucleotides. RefSeq lists its product as uncharacterized. Lineage: Eukaryota; Fungi; Chytridiomycota; Chytridiomycetes; Rhizophydiales. The record is from RefSeq and is a predicted model, not a curated record. The transcript is spliced from 3 exons. The coding region runs from base 80 to 613 and encodes 177 amino acids.